This is a messenger RNA of Ruditapes philippinarum (Manila clam), 5838 nucleotides long. RefSeq lists its product as uncharacterized. Gene Ontology annotation, molecular function: guanyl-nucleotide exchange factor activity; protein binding. The transcript is spliced from 13 exons. Gene Ontology annotation, cellular component: plasma membrane; nucleus. The record is from RefSeq and is a predicted model, not a curated record. Gene Ontology annotation, biological process: signal transduction. Lineage: Eukaryota; Metazoa; Mollusca; Bivalvia; Venerida; Veneridae. The coding region runs from base 274 to 4941 and encodes 1555 amino acids.
UUACAUGACGUCACAGGCGCGCGCUGUUUAACAAUUGUUUACAACUGAAAAUCAAUUAAAGACUAAUAAAUAUUUACUUGGCUGCAAAAGUUAAAUUUAUUAAAGUUUGGAGAAGAGAUUUAGCGGCGAGUUGCAAGGUGAUUGGCCAGAUAUUGGAUGAAGUUAUGAGGAAUUUCACCACUCAGUCUACAUCAAGACGUUGGACAAUAUCAAACAACUUGAGCUUAUUGAUUGAUAAUAUUAUGUGAGCAAAUGAUGAAAAACUGAUGUAACAUGGAUGAGGCAAACACUUUGAUCAGUCCAUGCAAGAAGCUGAGACUAGGAAAUGUAGAAGAUGAAGAGGAAUCAGUCAGAUAUGAAGCUGCCAUAGCAAAUACGAAUAUAGACAUUGAUGUCACAGAAAAAGAUACUCAUGACAAUGUUUUGGAGGAAGACAAACUGGAGGAAUUCCCAUAUAUUGAUGAUAACGCACCAGUCGGAUUAAUAAGUGGGUGUCAUACAAUGAAUACUUUAGAAUCUGAUCCUACUAGUGGUACAUAUGUGGACAAUGCAACAGCAAUGUUAGUUCAUGUUGGUAAUAGGGCAUCCAGUAAUGGAGAGAUAAAACCUGUGACUCCUGUACAUACAGAUGAUGAAUGUAAGGAUGAUUUAUUAUCUGUUGAAGCUGAUCUUCAACAUUCCAAUAAUUCUUCUGUUAGAGAGCAAGAUACUACAGCAGACAUACAGGAAUCCCUUGAUGUGGUCAAUGCUUGUAAGGAAGAGAUUGAAGCAUUGAUUGAAAAUCGAAAAACUGAAGUGAAAACCAUAUGCUCAAGUGUAGAUGUUAGUGCUAUUAUCAGACGUAUGGAAAAUGUGCCAAAACAGAAAAAAAUCACAGAGCAGGAAUGUUUGCUUGAAGAUACUGUAAAACCAGAUCUGAUCACAGAGUUAGACACAAGUAUGACAAGUGAAAGUACAGAUGAUUUAAACAGCUCAUCUGUGACUGUAACAGAAAAUACCGAGUCACAAACUGUCAACAUAAAUGACAAAAUUGACAAUGAACAAGAUCCUGAUUUGCUGAAUGACAAUACUAAUAUGGCACCUAGUGAAGAAAACCUGGAUGAUACUAUUCAUGAUGAUGAUGAUGAUGAUUGUGCAGAUGAAGAGAGACAUUGUGAACAUAUCUAUGCCAAUGUUGUUGUUGUAAAAAGUGCAGAAAAAAGACCUAGGAAGUCUGAGAUUAACAAAACAACAGAGUUCAAUGAUUUACAGGUAGAUCAUGAAAAAACAGGCAGUGAAACAACAAAUAGUGUAUCUUUGCAAAAUCCGGAACAAAGUGUUUUAUUAGAAAGAACUUUGGGGGAAGGCAAGGAAUGUGCUGAUGAUACAUCCAAUUAUUUCUGUGUUGUACAAACUAACGAUGAUAAAGAUUUAAGGGAAGAAGUAGACAGACAUAGAGAAGAAACUAAUAAUUUUAAUAGUGAAGAGACUGUUUCACAACCUGUAAAUUCAGGAAUGGUGUCAUUAAGUAUGUCUAGACUUCAAACAAUGGCACAUCCUCUUUGUGCUUCCACACCUCUUCCGCAAGGUUACCCUGGUAUGUAUGAUAUGUUUGAAAACGAACAGGUGGGGCAAUGUACUGUAUCACAGGCAGUAACAAAUGAACAUGUUAAAAAACAGAGCAGGUCUGAGCCCCUGUGUACUUCAACACCAGUAGUUAAAGCUAGUCAAGGUCUAAGGAUGAGAGAUAUGAAUAUUAUGAGAGGUUCAGAUGAAAAGAAACAUGUAAAAUUUGCUCAGAAAAUAGAUACUAAAACUGAAGCAGAUAUAUAUGAAGACUUUGCAAAUGAAAAUGGAACAGAAAGUUAUGAAAGGUUGAUAAUAAAGAAAAAUGAAAAAAAUGUGAAGAAAGAGAAUCAAUUAAUUGGAGGUUCAUUGAAAAGGGAUAGGGGUUCUAAAAGAGAGAAGAAAAAACUUAAAGGUGUAAGAGUUGAGAAGUUUAAAGAAUAUAUGGGACCAGGAUUAACGUCGGGUUUGAAUUCAGAAAAUGUUUCAGAAGCUGUUGUUGAGCCUUCAAGCAAUAAUCUGGCCAAAAGCUCAGAUAUAGAGACAUGCACCUUAACAGAAUACAAAGGUUUUGGGUUGACGGGACCACUACCAGAAAGACCUUUACAAACAAGUACACCGUUACCACCACACAUAGGUAGGUCAGAUCAGGCCAUGCAAAUAGACCCCAGCAGUAGAAAUGAAGAUGGUACUCAUACAUUGAGAAGAUGUUUGUCUGGUGUAAGUCUAGGUGGCAAACCAGCAGGCACUGAGGGAUUUCUCCCUGAUCAUAUAACACAAAACAGCACAAGCAAUACUGCAAAUUUUAACAAUAUGAAAUCUGGUACAGGACAAAAACUGAGACAGACAGUGAGUGAAUCAAAGUUUGGACAGAAAACAAACUUAAUGCUUGGUGAUUUAAAUACAAAAACUCUUACCAGGCAUACAAGUGAUCUUGGUCCACAUGGUUAUAACAAGCAAAACAGACUUACAGGCUGGCUGGCAUCGGUUCAAGCCCAGAAGAAUCAUCUGCCAACACUUUAUGAACAUAGUCAACCAGCAGAGACUGCACUACUGCGACCAGACGAGGCAUAUCCUAGCGUGACAUCAGUUAAGGGAGAUAAUUCUGAGGGCAAUAGCAAUACAGACAAAUCAGAUAAAAGUGAAAAAGUGGUGAUUGAUCCACAAGUUCUCCAAAAUACAGGUCAAUUAAAGGUUUCUGCUUACAUGAACUUCGGUCUUCUUACUGUCCAUGUAAUACAAGGACGACAACUUUCUACAAAAUGGAAAAAUAUGUGCGAUUCAUUUGUAAAGUUAAGUUUAUUACCUGAUGACGGGAAGAAACCAAAAUGCAAAACAGAAGUUGUACAAGAUACUAAUAAUCCGCUAUAUGACGAGAAAUUCUCUUUUGAGCUAAAUGAAGAGGAUCACAACAAGAGAUUAAUGGUGUCAGUCUGGCAUCGAGACACACAGGCUGGAGUGAAUGAGUUUUUAGGCUGUAUGUCAUUUGGUAUCCGACAUCUUACAAACCCCAAAAAGGAGGUUAAUGGAUGGUACUACCUCCUAACAGAAGAUGUGGGACGUAAAAAACAUCUUCAAGUUUCACACAGGCAGCAUCCACAACUCAGAAUUAGAAAUCAAUCUCAUAUCCCAUCAGUAAAUAAAGAUGUUUGGGGUACAGAGUCUGUUAGCUUGACUUUACACCGUGGUAAGACAGGGUUCGGGUUCUCUGUGAUUGAAGCUUGCCCAGUCCGUGUUGGCCGCGUGGACGGAGCAUCGCCCGCUGAAUCAGCCGGUCUCCAACCUGGUGAUAUUAUAAUCCGACUGAACAAACAAAACGUCUCCAGAUCUACUGCUACAAGUGUAGCUAAACUUAUCAAAAACAGCAACAACACGAUGGUACUAGAACUACAUAGACCCCGACCUGUUACUUACGAGCAUCUUGAGAACUCCCCUUUAUCAAACACAACCCUCGGAAACAACACUGACACCUGUAACUAUGGUAACGAUUAUACCAACAAUACAUACAGAGACCAGUCUGUACCCCAGAUGUACACCCUUCAUGAUGAUGAGGAUAAAGAAAAUGAGGUCUCAAUGGAGGAUCAAACUUUGUACCCUAUCAACCCACACAUUGCUUCCCUGGCAACCAGUACACCACUGCCACUGCUAGCCCGAGGACAUAGGACUGUACAAACUUGUGAAAUGAGAAAACAAGAGGCCAUUCAUCGUCUUCUGAGCAUUGAACUUGACUUUAUUGACCUGAUGCAUGCUGGGAUGCAGCGAUACUCACGCCCUCUACGUCAUUGUAUACUAAGCCACUCCCACCAUUCUGCACUCUUCCAAAAUAUCGAAAAGUUGGUGACAAUAUCGGAAUACCAUGUAAAACAGAUGCAUGAUAAUGCACCGUCCUCUUUCAUCUCGGAGGAUGACACUGAUACCUCCGCCUCUAGCGACAACCACAACUUCAUACAGUCUAUAGGUCUCAUUUACCAGUCCAAGGUCCAUAUGUUGUGUCAGGCCUACGACCUGUAUGCUAAAGGUAUCAGCACAGCAAACCAUCUUCUCUCCGAACUACGAAGGAAUGAGGACUUUGUGAGAUUUGUUCGAGACCCACCACUCGAGGGAAAUCAACCAAGUAUUAGCACAUUUAUAUACCGGCCAGUGCAACACAUCAGGGAGUUAUACAAAGUUGUACAGGAGGUGUUCACUAAUACAUCAAGUGGCAGUUCUGAUUAUAAUAGUCUGAAGGAACUUACUGAAGUUUUACAAGAAUGUUCAACCAACAUCACAAACUACAGUUGUGAGAGAGUUGAAAGUUUGACCUCACUUACAUCGAAAGAUUCGAAGGUCAGUUUUACAGGAAGUAUGAAGUCCAGAUCUUCCAGUACAUCUUGCAGCAGUGCUUCAUCUAAAGGUCAUUCUCUACAGACCAGUAAAUCAGUGGACCAUGAAGUGAUGAAAAUACAAGACAGACUUGUCUUCUCCUCUAAUGUACCUGUUUUCCAACUUUGCCAAGAUGAUCGUCAUCUGAUAUUUUCGGGCGAGAUGUUUAAGCGUGAAGGUCAGCAAUGGAUGAAGAUACACGUAUAUUUAUUCACGGAUCUUAUACUAGAGACAGUGAGAGAGAGUGACGGUUAUCUGAAGGUGAUACAAGAACCUACUAUGUUAAGAGACAUCGCCGCCAUGGACUCACAGAGACAACAUGGUACAGAGUUUGUACUCUACUCGACACCUAGACUUCACCAAUCGCGGCAAUGUGCGAAGAGGAAAUUGAACUUCAGAGCACCAUCGACGGAACAGAAAAUGGCAUGGAAAAGUUUGAUUGAGCAGCGAGUGUUUGCUGUACGUGGGUCAAUGGACUAUUACAGUAGUACUAGUGAUGUUUCUAGCAGCUCUUCAUCCGCCAUUGUUAUAUAAACUCCAAUGAUAGAACUGUUCUUUCAUGCUUGCUGUAGAAACUGUUCUUCUGUCCCAGAGCUGAAGAAUUUAAGUAUGCCAGUAUUAUGUGCAAUUUAUAUUUAAUUGAAAGAAAAGACUUGGUACAGGUGAAGAAAAUGACUUCGCACAGGUGAAAAAGGAAAUGCUCCUAAUGGUGUAAUGUGUUCACAGUAUUCAUAAUGUUUGUCAAAUAUAAAUAGACACUCCCACUACAUGUGAAGAUGAGUGAUUGGUUUUACAAAAAAGUGAGCUUUAAGGACUUUCAAUACGAAGCAAAGCUUAAACAUUCUAUAUCACUUGGAGAAGUUGUGUAGCAACCUGUGUAUAGAACAUGUUUUGUAAAUGACAAAUGUAAGCCAUUAAUGUUAUGAGUAUGUAAAGCUUAAAAACUGCAGAUAUGGCGGUCAGGCUGUUGUAUAUUUGUUUUUCAAGAAAGCUUGAACAUUACAAUAUAUAUAUGCUUGUUUUAUGCAUAAACAUAAUGUAUAAACAUAAGAAUUUUGUUUUAACUAACAUUAAGUCGUAUAUUAAUAUGACAUUAAAUGUGCUAUGUUUUAUAUUAACAUUGUGUUAUGAAAUAAUCUUAGAACCUGAAUUCCUUACAAUAGGCCAUGAUAUUAGCUUACAGUUGUAAAAAGUGUAAAUAUCAAACAUUAAGAAAGCUUAUUAUUUGAUACACAUCUUUGACCAUGUUAAUAGUUUGUAUUUGUUUCUGAAUGUCAAUUUUCAUCCUUUUUAUUUCUCUCUUUCUUUUCUAGCUUUUGUCUUUGUUGUUUGUCUCCUGACUUUGUUUUAUUGUAUGUUACUGUAUCCAUUCAUUGACAUUGUAUUUAUUUUCUACUAAAUACAUCAAAAUAAAAUUGAAUAUAAAUUGAA